GACAACAAGUCUUUUUGAAAACGCACUUUUAAUUCUCUUUGGUCUUAUCAAGGCGGUUUUAGCUCCUGACAUGAAAUUGAUGAUUCACUCACUGUGGUUGAAAUUUCUAAUGACAACCGAACCUCUUCACCAAAAACGCCAGUGUAGAUUAUUUGAAUAAAUCAAAGCAAGAACAUGAACUGGAAGAGAAAGAAAACCAUUUGAAGACUUGUUGUGUAUGUCGCUUUUGUGUCUAACGGAAUUAAUGUAUUUUCAUUUCAAGAUUCGAAUUUGUUGGACAAUUCUGAUACUUUUCUGCAUUGGAAGCAUUUGGUGGUCAGAUAUCUAUAAAGAAUUUACUUCAAAGUUUACGCUGACAACGAUUAGGGAAGAAUCCAAAACAUCACUUCGAAAGAAAUAUUCCGUGGACUUUACAAACGCUCGACAACUUGAAGAUCGAAUACAGGCCCGAAGAAAGAUGGUUGCGGAUUACUGCAAGAGGCACAAAGCCAGUGACUCUCUAUUUGGAACUAAUCUCCGCUAUUUUCUGGUCUUUCGGAAGAGAAAAGUUAUCUAUUGUUUUGUCCCGAAAGUUGCAAGUACGCAAUGGCAGAAAGAACUCUUCGUUUUGAAAGAGGAAGAUGAGGAAAUGUCUCGUGAUGCAAACGUUACUGUAGCUAAGAACAACUUGAAUUACUUUUCUGAGCAAGAAGCACGGCAAAUGCUGAAGAGUUAUUUCACGUUCCUGUUUGUUCGCGACCCGAUGGAACGCAUACUUUCAGCUUACAAAGACAAGUUACUAGAAGACAACAAAAUUUUCCGACACGCAAUUGGCAGAAAAAUCAUCGCACGAUUUCGGCCAAAUGCUACUCAACAUGCCCUCGAAACAGGGAGCGUUGUUACGUUUCCAGAAUUCACGAGUUUUUUGCUGCAAGCAAAAGAGUACGAUGAACACUGGAGACCAUUUGACAACCUUUGCCAUCCUUGUGCAAUUAACUUUGAUUUUAUUGGACAUUACGAAGAUCUCGCUGAGGAAGCUCCUUAUUUGGUAAAAAAGGCGGGAAUUGACGACCGCGUUUCGUUCCCUCCUGUUCGCGCGUCGAACACCACGGCUGAUCUGUUGCAAUAUUAUUCACAAAUUCCUAAUACGAAAAUCUUGCAGUUAGCAAAGAUAUACGAAAACGACUAUAAAAUGUUUAACUUUCCAUUCCCAGGUAAACUGGCAAAGCUCUUUGAUUCUGAGGAAAGCUGAGAACAUAGAUUUGGAAAUCUUAUGGGAAAUCAUUUGAAUUUCAUUUCUGAAAUUCAUUUUGAAUUAAUUUAACUGAUUUUCAUCAGAAGCUAAAACUGGAUAUGAAAGUAAAGUAUUUUAUUCUGGUAAA
Pocillopora damicornis (cauliflower coral) is the source of this 1361-nucleotide messenger RNA. Its product is annotated as carbohydrate sulfotransferase 11. Gene Ontology annotation, biological process: carbohydrate biosynthetic process. Gene Ontology annotation, molecular function: sulfotransferase activity. The record is from RefSeq and is a predicted model, not a curated record. Gene Ontology annotation, cellular component: membrane. NCBI's taxonomy places the organism in Eukaryota, Metazoa, Cnidaria, Anthozoa, Scleractinia, Pocilloporidae.